AAUUGAGAAUUUGCUGAGCGCGGACGACGAAAAAAUCUGACGGCGGACACAAAACGCAAACGAAAGCAGUGUUAUUAAGUGAAUUGAAGUGGAAGUGCAGGAAGAAGCAGAACCGAGGCGCAAGAAAAAGAAGCAGUGCAAAUAGAAUUCAAUUGAACAUUUAAAUUGGAUGUUGAAUUGUGAAAGGCGAAUUGAAAUUAAAAUUAAAAUUGGGUGUAAUUGGUGUAAAAAGGCGCACCACCUUCUGUCCGACCGACAGUUGAAUGGUUACUCCACGUAGUAAAUAUAGCGAUGUAAGGCGACAGAAGCGCGCGUCCAUUCUUCAGCUCAGCACUUGCAACGCCUGCGCAAUAAUGAACAAAAUAGUAGUGCCAUAACAAUAAAAUAACUGCAAAAGCCAACAACAACUACAAGUGUUUCUGUUGACAAUUUCGCUUGUCAAAAACAGUAAAUUUAAAUUUAAAUAAAAACAUCCAAAUUCUCAAUACGCACAAAUCGGUUGAGGAAAUAAUUCCAACGCGAGUGAGUUAUAGAAAAUGAGCAAUCAAAUUAACGGGCGCCCGUCGGCGACGAGCGUCGCUGUUUUGGCGCUGAUCUGUGCAGCAGCGUUUGGCGGCGUGUCUGCCGAUGGUGUCGACGUCGGCACUGCCGCACAAUUGGAUCCAGCAUUGAAGAAUAUCAAAUAUAUCGAGAACAAAGUUAUACCAGAUGUCAAGUCAUUGGCCAAUGAGCGUCCAAGGGCCGAAGGCGUCGACGUGGAGAAAUGGCAGCAGGUGCAGCGUUUCAUGGAGGACGGCAUGCCCGUACUGGAACUCUACGGCUACAAACCGAAAAGAGACACUCAGUUUACCAUGAUUAUACCCAAAAUCGACGUGCGUACCAUCGAAAAGCCACGACUUAAAGAAUUCAUGCUGGAACAUUUAGUGCCUGGAAAAGUCUAUGAUAACUUUGCCGAUGAAGAUGUUUACGGCAAUGGCAACGGUCAUAAAAUCCACUUAUAUAAAGUGGAAAAAUCACAAAAUAGUUUGUGGUUACUAAAUGGUUAUCUCGUUUUGUACAAAAUUCGCCUGAAUGAUAACUUAAUGGCAAUUGCAAUCGAUGGCUAUCUUGGUGACCGGAAAUCGCCCUAUUCCAAACGCAACAUACAAGAAUCGAAUAGCCGUUACAAUGAACCGCAACGUUUGGAGAUGCGCAACACCACCACAACGCACGCCAAAAUCGAGCCCAUACUAAAAGAAUCCAAAUCCAGCCCACUGAUGUCCUUCCUCAACAGCAUGAAAAGUGGCACCAAAGUUUUUCAGCAUUUCCUGUCCAAAAGCAAUCUCACACAGAUAAUGGACGACGGUUCCUACACGAUACUCAUACCGUCCGACAAUGCUUUUCAACGUUGGCAUCCCAUCGACUGGGGCUUUUACCCGUUCAGCGUGCAUGAGUUCACCGAGAGUGUGUUGCGUAACCACUUCCUGCCCACACAACAUCCGUUGCGCAUGGCCGAAGUGAAGAGCACCGACCAGAUGGUGGUGCGAACUAUGGGCGGCGAGAAUGUGGUCUUCCGCGGACAUCCUAGUCCAACUGUGAACAAUGUAUCUAUUAUGUCGGACUAUGCACUGGUAAAUGGCAAUCAAGUGUUCCUAAUCUCCGAGGUUUUGUUUGUGUCAGAAGCUGUGGUAUCCAAAUUACAUCAGAUGCACAAGGACAAAGAGACACCACCACUUCUGGCCUUUCCAUGGUUUGGCGCACAGUUUUUAUCGCACUCAUUUUUGGCAUUGGAGCGCGACCCUAGAUUUACUCAAAUCACAAGAUACUUGAACAACGCCGAAAUAGCACCACAUGUUUCUGGCGCCAAUUACACCUUCUUCGUGCCCGAGGACAGAGCCUUUGAACGACUUGGUUUCGACAGACUAUCUGACGAUGUAAUGGCCUCUCCACGUGGCAUCAAGAUGUUACUCAAUCACUUUGUACGCGGACGUCUGUAUGAUCGUGAUUUACGUGAUAACGAGGUAUUCGAAACUAUUGGUGGUGGCCACAUUAAGAUCACCCGCAAUCCAGGAAGCAAUGCAACUAGCGUCAAUAACGCCAAGAUUACCGAAAGCGAAGUAUUCGUCUAUAAUUUAGGCACAAUGUUCUAUAUCGACGAUAUACUUUACGCACAUUUGCUACGUGAAUACGUCUCGAAGCCGACGAAAACGAGAUCUGACCCCAACGGCAGUGGCGGCGGUGGUGGACAACGAAAUGGCGACUACAUUAUUGGUGAUCAGGAUGACGAGUUCGAUGACGAGAUUAUAACGCCGAAGGCACUACCCGUCCAGAUUUUUGAACUUCCACAAUAGAUGCUAAUUUUAAUAAAAUUCAAAUUAUUUACAUUGGUUAAAACAUAUAUAAAAUAAGGAGUAUUCCAACAAUACGUAGUAUUUGAGGUUAUAUUUUCGGGAAGCAAAUAUGCGUACAUACAUAUUAUUACGGCAAAUGUGGCGCCAAGUAGGAUAAGGAGGAGAAGGAGCAGGCCCCAUCAACGCCGCUGUGUAUAGAUUGAUUUGUAUUUUGUUAAUUUUAUGUUAUCGCUCGAACCUUUAUUAAUAUAAGUUUGUAAAUUUUCAAUCGAUAUCUUGUGAAAUGAAGUGCGUAUUUAAUUAAAACAUACUGGAUGGAGAGAGAUGCUAAAGCAAAUUAACGAAGAGUGAAAUUUAAAAGUAUACCACAACAGACUAUAUAAAAUCAGAUAAUUCGCGGUCCAUAGCUACAAAUUUAUAUGAGGAAAAAACUAUUAGCAAUUCGAGAGCAUGAACUUGAAAUUUUUAAACUCAUAAGCAAGCUAAUCGUGUAAAUCUAAUAAGAAAUAAUCAAUUAAAAUCAAGUAAAAAUUAGGAAAUCUGCUAAAAAUUCAUUCAGUAGUGUGGAAACUUUCCUUGUGCUUCGCAUUAGUGAUUCAAUGGAUUUCUCUAAUAGUAUGUCAUAGCAUACACAAACACAUGUUAUAUAACUAUAGUAGUAGUACUUGAGAGGGCAUGAAGACGAAAGGCUAGAAAACAUUCUGCUAAAAACUUUAGGCAACAACAUUAACAUAUCGUCAUAUACAUAAAAUUGAUGCAAAAUUAGAACAAAAAUUGUGAAAGUAAAAAAUGGCAAAUAAACAAAAAUAUUCCAAAACUCAAUUACAUAAUAUCUCGAACCAGAAAUGUGCUGGCAAUGUCAAAC
Messenger RNA from Bactrocera latifrons, 3195 nucleotides. RefSeq lists its product as uncharacterized. The record is from RefSeq and is a predicted model, not a curated record. Gene Ontology annotation, molecular function: cell adhesion molecule binding. Gene Ontology annotation, cellular component: extracellular matrix. The transcript has 9 exons. NCBI's taxonomy places the organism in Eukaryota, Metazoa, Arthropoda, Insecta, Diptera, Tephritidae. The coding region runs from base 537 to 2330 and encodes 597 amino acids. Gene Ontology annotation, biological process: cell adhesion; extracellular matrix organization.